Zea mays is the source of this 952-nucleotide messenger RNA. RefSeq lists its product as uncharacterized. The transcript has a single exon. NCBI's taxonomy places the organism in Eukaryota, Viridiplantae, Streptophyta, Magnoliopsida, Poales, Poaceae. Bases 128 to 793 code for a protein of 221 amino acids. The record is from RefSeq and is marked validated.
GUCAGUCCAGCCACCGCACACCUCCCUCCCGAGUCCCGGCCAUGGGACGCGGCAGUGGCCUGCUUCUGCGUCGUGGUCGUCGUCCGAGCACGGGGACCGAACGCGAGCAGUAGCAGCAUCCCGGAGCAUGACGAUGGACGACGGCGGCGACGACUUCACCUUCGCCGCCGCCCAGCCGCCUCCUAGUCUAGUAUCUGCAGGAGGCGGCGGUUUCAUAGGCCAGCCGCUGCUGUACCCAGUCUUCGGCCGGCCGAGAUCCCCUCCGCGGGCUGCUCCGGAGACGGCCACCGCGCGGGUGCCGCUAGGACGGUUCCUGCUGGUGGACAGGGAUCCGUCGCCGCCGCCUGCUCCCGCGGACGACGACGACGGCGACCUCGACUCGGUGCCGGCGGAGAUGUUCUGCCCGUGGUCUCCCGGGUGGUCGGCCGCAGCCGCAGCGGCGUCCUCCCAGUCCCAGGCGCGGUGCAAGAAGAGCGGCUCCACGGGGUCCGUGCUCCGGUGGCGGCCCCGGCUCGCCGUCGGGCGCAGCCAGAGCGACGGCAAGGAGAAGUUCGUCUUCCUGAGCGCCUCCUCCGGCGGGUCCGGGCGCCGGAGCCAGAAGGGGCGAGGCAGCGCCGUGGACGUGGAGGGUGGUGCCCACCACGCCGCCCACCACGCCUGGAGGCAUUACGCCAACAACACUAGUGAGGGCGGUGGCGCGCGGCGCCGGAGGUCGUUCCUGCCGUACAAGCAGGACCUCGUCGGGCUGUUCGCCAACGCCGCCGUGUUCCGCCGGAGCUACCUCCCGUUCUGAUGCAAUCCAUUAUCAGUACGUGGCAUGUACUACGCGGGUACAGUGAUACACUCACGCACGCAAGUAGAGUAGCGAUUCAGUGUACCGUGUGCUAUACUGCUGUACUUAUAUACGCAAAAAGAAACUAAGUAAUAUAAAUAAAUAAAGCUGGAAUCGUUU